AGUUGUGACCGGUUUCCGCUGCUCGAGCUGUGAGGGGGGGAAUGAAGCUGAACAACUGAGCUCAAUUCAGCUUCUUUUCAGUCUUUUGGGUAGCCCAUGUUAACUAAUAGUGGAGAAAGUCAGGCCACUGCAUGAAACAAUAUGUCGAGAAAAAUGUCACGGUUUCUUAUUCGUUUCUCCUCUAUCGUUUCCAACGGAGCGACCGUCAAAUCAAUUUUACCUCAGAGGAGGAUAUUUGCAGGGAUUCGGCUUGUGUCUACAACAACGGGUUUGCAGUCACUGACACGUUAUGACAAGUCUACAGAUUGGCAAAGUAAGCUGACUCCAGAACAGUAUGUUGUCACAAGAGAAAAGGGGACAGAGGUGCCAUUCAGUGGCAUCUACUUGAAUCACAAUGAGGUGGGCAUGUACCACUGUGUCUGCUGUGACUCCCCUCUUUUUAGCUCAGAAGCAAAAUAUGAUUCAGGAACUGGGUGGCCAUCCUUCUAUGAGGCUCACGGGACGUGGGAAAAAGACGAGAGUCACGCCAAUAUUGUCCGUCGUCCUGACAACUCACUUGGCAGCACAGGAACAGAGGUUAUCUGCAAACAUUGCGAUGCCCAUCUUGGACACGUCUUCGAUGAUGGUCCAGAUCCGACUGGUCAGCGGUUCUGCAUCAACAGCGUCGCUCUAAACUUUAAACCCAGAGAGAAAUAACAUAGAGAUAUCCAGCAAUAUAUCUCUGGACAGUAUUUUACAGUUAUCCCAUGCAAAUAAAGAAAACAAAUAGCGUUUGAAUAACAAAUGUCCACUGUGGUAUGCUAUGAGUUACAGUUUACAAUGUUUAUUGUGAAAAAAAAAAUGUUUGGCGAUUGUGUGUUAGGAAAAGUGCACUCUUAAAAUGUUCCAAAAGGAGUUAAAUUUCAAUUCCUGAAAGAACCUUUCUGUGAACAGUUCUUAAAAGAAAAUUUUUUUUAGUGUGAAGAAUAUUUUACAA
Molecule: messenger RNA, 976 nt
Organism: Labeo rohita (rohu)
Lineage: Eukaryota; Metazoa; Chordata; Actinopteri; Cypriniformes; Cyprinidae
Gene: msrb2
Product: methionine sulfoxide reductase B2
Exons: 5
Coding region: 142-696 (184 amino acids)
Biological process (GO): response to oxidative stress; protein repair
Cellular component (GO): cytoplasm
Molecular function (GO): peptide-methionine (R)-S-oxide reductase activity
Source: RefSeq, a predicted model, not a curated record